This is a messenger RNA of Engraulis encrasicolus (European anchovy), 930 nucleotides long. RefSeq names its product G-protein coupled receptor 35-like. Bases 1 to 930 code for a protein of 309 amino acids. Gene Ontology annotation, biological process: positive regulation of Rho protein signal transduction; phospholipase C-activating G protein-coupled receptor signaling pathway. Gene Ontology annotation, molecular function: G protein-coupled receptor activity. The transcript is spliced from 5 exons. Gene Ontology annotation, cellular component: plasma membrane. The record is from RefSeq and is a predicted model, not a curated record. Lineage: Eukaryota; Metazoa; Chordata; Actinopteri; Clupeiformes; Engraulidae.
AUGAGCGGCAACGUCACGCUCACGAGCCCAAACGCAACGACCGCUGCAGAGUCUGGAUCCGGAUCCGAAUCGGGCCGGCCGCCCUGGUACCAGUUUGAGGUGUGCGCAGUGGCUCCGUACGGCUUCAUCUUCUACUUUGGCGUGAAGGUGUUCAACCUGGCGGUGGGCUUCCCCACCAACGCGCUGGUGCUGUGGCAGGUGGCUACGCGCCGCAAGAGCGAGGAGGGGGGGUCCACCUCCGACAUCUUCAUCUUCAACCUGGCCGUCCUGGACGCCUUCUUUUGCCUCAUGACGCCCAUCGAGAUGGUCAAUCGCCUGCUCCUGGACGACCAGCGCAUCUGGUACUUCCAGCGCUUCUCCUACGGCGUCAAGGACACGGCGCCCCUCUUCCUGACCUGCAUCUGCCUGGACCGCUACGUUGCCGUGGUCCACCCCAUCCUCUUCACCGGUAUCCGUGACAACCGCAUCCGGGCGGGCGUGGCGGCGCUGGUGUGGGGCCUCAUCCUGGCGUACGCGCUCACCAAGUCCAUCCUGGGGGUGAGGAGCACCACAGAGAUCUUCAGUGGCGUCAUCCUGUUCGCCUUCGCCGUCAUGGUCUUCUGCAACCUCUCCAUCAUCUGGGUGCUGCGCCGCUCUGUGGCCGGCAAGGAGAGCAUGACGCCGGUGAAGAAGAGGGCGUUCCGCAUGGUGCUGAUCGUGCUGGGCAUCGUGGUGGGCAACUACCUGCCGCCCGUGGCCACCAUGCCCUUCGUGGCCUACUACACCUUCCUGGCCUUCCGUUGCCACAUCAGCAUCUCCGUCUUCUCCAUCAUGGACCUGAGCUGCAGCAUCGAGCCACUGCUCUACCUCAGCAAGAUGGACAAGAUGCCCGCCUGCUGCUCUCGUCUCCGGAGAGAGAAGAAGAGCAUCACCGCAGAGGUGCCUGCUUAA